This is a messenger RNA of Glycine soja, 808 nucleotides long. Its product is annotated as heavy metal-associated isoprenylated plant protein 39-like. Gene Ontology annotation, molecular function: metal ion binding. The transcript has 3 exons. Lineage: Eukaryota; Viridiplantae; Streptophyta; Magnoliopsida; Fabales; Fabaceae. The record is from RefSeq and is a predicted model, not a curated record. Bases 153 to 521 code for a protein of 122 amino acids.
UCUCACCUCAUGCUACUAUAAAUAAUGCUCAAUCUCAGCUAUACUUAUCAUCACAACUUCAUUUCCAAAAUAAAAAGACUUCCUUUUUUGCAAUUGUCAUUUGUCACCAAACAAUUGUUGUUAGCUCUCACAAGCAAGCUUCAGCAACGACAAUGAAGAAAGUAGUCUUACAGUUGGACUUACAUGGUGAUAGAAUCAAGCAAAAAGCUAUGAAAACAGCAUCUGGCCUUUCAGGGGUUGAAUCAGUUUCUGUUGAUAUGAAAGACAUGAAAAUGAUCGUGUUGGGGGACAUUGAUCCAGUGAGUGCAGUGUCGAAGCUACGAAAGUGUUGUCACACUGAAAUAGUUUCAGUUGGACCAGCAAAAGAGGAGAAGAAGGAGAAUGUGGAGCCAGCAAAAGUACCAGUUCCUCUAAAGCUCCAUGAAGCCUAUCCCCUUUAUUAUCAGAUGACACCACAUUAUGGUCAAAGUCACUAUGUCACAAGUUACGAAGAGGAUCCUAGUGGCUGUGUCAUCUGCUAAAUUUCAGAAUAUUGGAAAGUUUGAUAAAUAAAUAAAAGACCAAGUAGUCAUUUUGUUGCUUUUAAUAUUAUUUGUACUAGUAUUUUGCAUCAUCUAGUAGAUUGAAGGCUGAGCAAAAAAAAAAUCUAGUAGAUUGAAGACCGGUGUGUCCAAGAGAGUAAAUAUAUAAUGAUGUAUACAUAGUGUGGUGCGUGACAAUUGACAAAACUUUGUCAUUUUGUAAAAUGCAGACAAAAAUUUGAUGCCUCAUUGAUCAUAAACAAAACUACCAAGAUUUUGAGUGAAAA